Saprolegnia diclina VS20 is the source of this 906-nucleotide messenger RNA. RefSeq lists its product as hypothetical. Gene Ontology annotation, molecular function: protein binding. The transcript is spliced from 7 exons. Bases 1 to 906 code for a protein of 301 amino acids. Lineage: Eukaryota; Oomycota; Saprolegniomycetes; Saprolegniales; Saprolegniaceae. The record is from RefSeq and is a predicted model, not a curated record.
AUGGGCGUGUGCGCGUCCGAGCUCAAGUACUUGGUGCGCCCGGCCAAGGUCGACCAAACCUUGACUCUGCUCGUGCGGCACGCUGUCGAGGGCCGCGUCGACGACGUCCGCGCCAUGCUCCAGCGCAAGCCUAAGCUCGUCAAGGCCGUCGACCGCUUUGGCAUGUCGGCGUUGCAUUGGGCGUGUUAUGCGGGCAAGCUCCCGUGCGUCACGGCGCUCCUCGAGGCCGGCGCCAACGUCCAGCAGACCGACACUAAUAUGCGCAACGCGCUCCACCACGCGUGUCGAAAAGGCCAUCUCGGGACGAUCCAGCUUCUCUUGACCACGUACCGCAUGGACGUCAACCGCCAGAGCGGCAAUGGCGACACACCCUUGCACAAAGCAGUGUUGGCGGGGUCGCCAGGCGCGACGCUCCUCCUCCUCUACUACGGCGCCGACCCCACGCUACAAAAUUCGAACUGUGAGAAUGCAGUGCAAGAAGUGCAGGCCAAGAUCGCGCAGACGAUCGCGCGCAGUCGACGCAACCCCGGGGCGGUAAUCGCGGCGCCGAUGGCGUCAAUGGCUGCCGUCGUCCAAGCCUCGACGACGCUCGAGCCGCAUCAUGAAGGCACCGUCAAUGAGACCUCGAACAACACUGCUGAAUCCGAGGCCGAGGCCACGGCGGUCGAGCCCUUUCACGAAAAACCCACGCCGCCCGUGUCGCUGCAAGCCGCCAAGCGGUCGACCAAGCGGCUGCUGCGGGCGUCCACGACCAAAGUCAUUCUGAGCAUCCGCCAAAAGCAGGCGCUCGGGCAGUACGAGCUCAUUGCGCACAUCUUUACCGUCUACACCGAAAAGGCGACGCGACCGACGGCUGGCAUCGAGUGGCGCCGGCUCCUCGAAGAGUAUACACCCGUACGUUUAUAA